UCUAUGGGCCUCUGUUCAGUUCAGUGUACAGUGUGACACAGAUUUCAACAGAAACACAGACAGACAGCAGUGAAAACAACAUCACUGUCAUUAUACUCGAUUAAAUAUUAUUUUUUUAUUAUUAAAUAAAUACUUUAUUGUCCACAUUAAACUACAGAACAUUCGUCACAGAUCAACGUGUUUUGUGUAGCGUCUUUGGGUUUGCAAUGGAGGAGCUUCAUGUUCAUUGCUUGAAAUGCGUCAACCGCCGAUGUAUGAUUAGACCAGAGCCUAGCAUUUCCUGUGAUCUCAUGGGUUGCCCUCUUGUAUGUGGGGCAGUUUUCCACUCAUGCAAACUGAAUGAGCACCGCUUGCUCUGUCCGUACGAAAGAGUCCCGUGUCUGAACCGUGGAUUUGGAUGUCCAUUCACGCUAGUCAGGGUCAAAAUGGCACACCACCUUGAAACGUGCCCAGCCAGCAUUGUGUGUUGCACUAUGGAAUGGAAUCGAUGGCCAGUGAGUUAUGCAGAUUGUAAGUCUUAUGAUAACUUGAUUAAGGAGGUUUGUGACGUGGAGCAGCUCGACAUGGCUUUGGCCCUCCAGGAUCAGCGAAUGUUGCUGGAGUCGCUUAAAGUGGCGACCACUGUGACAAAAUCUCUGGAGGAGCAAAAUCAGGACGAUUCCAGCCCCCAGGAUUCAGACCCGGAAAAUGAAUUUACACAACCUUACACAAUUUCAGUGGAAAACAGUAGAAGCUUUGCUGCCACUUUGGACGUUCUCCGUAGUGCGAAAAAUAUUGACUUGAUUGUGGAGAAUCUUGAUGGUGAGGAACUGAAUGGAGGUUGCAACAGUGUCAGGAAUGGCGAUGGGGACUUCAGCAAUGACACAAAGGAAAGUGACACUGAUUCAGAUUCAGAUCUGGGAGCGGUAGGUGGUGCUGACUGUCCUUUUCCAGUAGACCCUGAAGAUGAAAGAGAUGAUUGGCUGGAGAACAGUGGAUGUGGUGAAUCUUCUGAAGAAGAAGGCGAAAUGAAUGGUGGGAUAGAACUCAGUGGACUUCCUAAUGAAGGGAACACUGACAGCCAGGUUAGACUUGAAAGAGUCAAUGCCUCUUCAAACGUAAGCCAGGUUUUACCUGAUCAUUCCAUACCUGCUCUAGCACAGGAGCCUGAAAUUGCCCACUUGCCCCAACUACCUAUUCCUUUUCCCAUCCCUGUGCCUAACCUAAUGCACAACAAUGUUCUGCACCACUUCUCUUUUAGAAUUGAGGACCGAUGGCUGGAGCGCAAGUUGGAAAAUCUCCAAGUACUCAGGGGAAUGAACUUGUUUACAAUCAAUGGGCGAAGAACUCUGUUUUCUAACCCCUAUUUAUUCAAAGCCAAGAUGGAGGACAAGGCUGUGGACACGUCAGACCUUGAGGUGGCAGAUGAUCCGAUGGGUCUUCACGGCAUUGACCUCAUCACUGCUGCUUUGCUCUUUUGUUUGGGAGACUCACCUGGAGGUAGGGGCAUCUCAGACAGUCGCUUUGUAGAUGGGUAUCGAAUUGACUUUGGCACGCAAACCUUCUCCCUCCCUUCCGCCAUACUGGCAACCAGCACCAUGGUAGGUGACAUUGCCUCAGCAUCUGCCUGUGACCACGCCAGUCCACAACUCUCCAACCCCAUUCCAUUUCACACCCUCAGAUUAGACCUCGUUCUAGAGUGUGUGGCACGCUAUCAGACCAAACAGCGCUCUAUGUUCACCUUCGUAUGCGGACAGCUGUUUCGGAGGGAUGAGUUCUCCUCCCAUUUUAAGAAUGUCCAUGGUGACAUACAUGCUGGCCUUAAUGGUUGGAUGGAGCGAAGGUGCCCAUUGGCGUACUAUGGAUGCACCUACUCACAAAGAAGGUUCUGCCCUUCGGUACAAGGAUUCAGAAUCAUCCACGACCGACACCUGAGCUCCUUUGGGGUGCAACCUGGGUUAGCAGCUUAUCCCGAUGAGCCUCUAUCCAAAACUGUAACCUGUCAGUCCAGGUCCCACUGUGACCACCUUAGUGACCUUCCUUUUGAGUUACUCCAGCACAUUGCAAGCUUCUUGGAUGGCUUUAGCCUGUGCCAACUCUCCAGGGUGUCUCACACUUUGAGGGAUGUGUGUGCCAGUCUUCUUCAAUCACGUGGCAUGGUGGUCCUGCUCUGGGAGAAGACGAAGCGAGCUGAUGGAACCUCAUCCUGGCAGAUACAAGACAAGGUGUGGCGCUUCAGUACGGCAUUCGAAACUGUGAACGAGUGGAAGUUUGCAGACAUUUCCAGCAUGGCCGACCACCUCAAGACGUGCAAGUUUAACACCAUAACACGGAGAGAAGAGGCUGUCCCACUUCCAUGUAUGAGUUUCACAAAAGAACUUACAAAAGAGGGACGCUCUAUACGUUCAGUGCUUAAACCAGUGAUAUAGACUGUGAGGAUUUCAUUUUAUAAUACACCAUGCCUUAUGUGUUUAAGUGAACCGUGGGAUUUGUUUGGCGACAUAAUCAUUAAAAUAAGAGCCUCAACUUAAACCACUUUUGGAAGAGUUGUUUUUGAAUAAACGAUAUCUACCUGCUGUAGUGAUGAUGGUUGUGCUGUCUUGCACUUUUGAUACAGUAUAUUCAGGCUUUUUUUUUUUACAAAUGUAUUGCUUUUGUUGAGAUAUGUAGCUUUAAACCAGAAACACUGAAUUGUUAAAUGGUGAUGACCAAACGGAAAGCCAUUGUCUUCAUCUUUGUAAUGCAGGAACACACAAUACAAUUAUUUCUGUCAUAUAGAUCAGUGGUCCUCAACUGGUUUUACUUUUGGACCCAAAGUUACAUUGAACAUGAAAUGGUGACCAUAUACAAAUCUGGACGUAACUCGUCUUUACUGUACUCUUGGUCAUUUUUUUGUUUAUUUUUAACCAUACUUAGUUGUCCUCCUUGAGGAUGAUGUCAAGCAAAUUCUCCAUUUUGGCAUUUGAUUAAGUACAUAAAUUUGUUCCAAAAUACAACGUUUGAUUAGACAUUGUUUAAAAGAUAUACAAACUGUUUUCUCUUUACAAGUCCAUUUAUAUUACUUCCUACUUAUUCAUGGCUAUAUGGCUAACCGUUGAUUUUAUUUGAUCAAUUUCGUUUGACAAACAGAACAGACCUGCAAAUUGAGAACCACUGAUGUAAACUUUAUUCACCUGAUUUCUCUCUCAUUUAAAAAUCUAUAAAUUACAGUCUUUGAUAUUUUUAAUCAGGUUUUCAGAAUAAACACAUAACAAUUAUUUUUCUGAGAUGCAUUAAUAUUAUCCAGUUUUAACUGUGUAAGACAUAUACUACUUGAUACUGUCACACACUACACUUCCAGUGGUCAUCCUGAAAUGUAAAUGUACUUUCUAUUUUGAUGGCAUGUGCUGAAUUAUUACUUUUUCAAUCUACCUGAUUGUGAGUCAUUGUUCAAAACCUGCAGGACAGGUAUAAGACUGCAGCUGUAGCCUGGUUUUGGUUGCACACGGUACAUGUGCAGAUUUACUUCUCUGUCUCAGGGGUUUAACAUCAAGCAUAAGCCAUUAUAGACAGUUUAUCUUUGAGAAGCUAGACGCCAGCUUGUGAUUUUCUACUUUUAUUUGUUGAUGGUUUAAAAGUCAAGUUUACAGUUCCUAAAAGUUAAGAUUUUUACUGUAACUCUUUUCAGGUGUGCAGUGACAAUGUUUCAGAUUGCUAACAUUUUGAAAUGUUGCAAUAUUUUCAUCUGAAAAGAAAACAAUUCUCUCACCUUGUUAAACCUUGUUUAAGGGAUUAGAUGUGUGAUAUGUCUUACUGUUUGUGCUUUCUGUGAAUUUUGAGUAUGACAGUCCUUACAUUUGUGUUGAUGACAAUAGAACAAUAUUCUGAAACAUUUGAGUUAUGAAUAAUCUAAUUUUAACAUCUUUGAAAACUGAAGAGUUAUAAAAAUGCUUAAAAAUAAAUAUAUAUAUAUAUAUAUAUAUAUAUAUAUAUA
Messenger RNA from Carassius gibelio (silver crucian carp), 3952 nucleotides. RefSeq names its product F-box protein 30a (gene fbxo30a). The transcript is spliced from 3 exons. The coding region runs from base 207 to 2408 and encodes 733 amino acids. Lineage: Eukaryota; Metazoa; Chordata; Actinopteri; Cypriniformes; Cyprinidae. The record is from RefSeq and is a predicted model, not a curated record. Gene Ontology annotation, molecular function: zinc ion binding; ubiquitin protein ligase activity; protein binding.